Messenger RNA from Xyrauchen texanus (razorback sucker), 2935 nucleotides. Its product is annotated as transforming growth factor beta-1-induced transcript 1 protein-like. The record is from RefSeq and is a predicted model, not a curated record. Gene Ontology annotation, biological process: cell-cell junction organization; positive regulation of integrin-mediated signaling pathway; positive regulation of substrate adhesion-dependent cell spreading. Gene Ontology annotation, cellular component: cell-cell junction; cytoplasm; focal adhesion. The coding region runs from base 468 to 1892 and encodes 474 amino acids. NCBI's taxonomy places the organism in Eukaryota, Metazoa, Chordata, Actinopteri, Cypriniformes, Catostomidae. The transcript is spliced from 12 exons.
GUUUUGGUAUGGUUUGUCAAAGGAAUAGCUCACCCAAAAAUGGCAAUUCAAUCAACGUUUCCUCACCCUCAGACUAAUUGAUUUUUUUGUAGUGUGAGUAAAUGAUGGCAAUUGUCUUUUUUUUUUGGCUGAACUGAUCCUCGACAACAGUUGAACUUGAAAAGCGUGUCUCGAGGUCCAGUUCGAUUGCGUCGCAUUCCGUCUAGUGGCUUUUGAACGCAAGAAAGCGUCGUGUGUGAACGCCCUUCACUCGACCCGCCUCUUCAGGCCCGUUACAUUCACUGGAAUAAAGGGAAACGGGACAGUCUGAGGGAAAACUCUUAGCCUGGAAACAUAUUUGGCACGACCGAGGGUAGUUUCCGCCUUCAGAAGUAGUUUGCGACCAAGGAGAAGAAUAUAUAAAUAGUAAUUCGACCAUUUAAGCUAUUUUCUCCUUUCAUCAGGAAUACGAUUUUGACUACUUACUGAUGGAUGACUUAGGAGUGCCUGAUCCGUCUAACUACCCUCUUAGUCCUCGUAUUGUGAUGUUUGAUGCUCUUCUAGCUGAUCUGGAGAAUUCAGCAUUCCCUCUGGCACGCUGUCCUGUCCUGCUGACCUCUGACCCUCCAGUGACCUCUGAACCCUCGCCCACUGCUCAGGAUCCUCCCCAGACCCGACCUCCUCCUCCUGCAUACACACCACAACAAACUGUUUCUGCUGCGAUGAACGGCUCUCAGAACUCAAACCCAGACAAACUUUACAGUACAGUAUGUAAACCGCGCUCCCCGCGCACAGCAGACCCUCCCCCUGCCUUCUCUUCAUCCUCAGUUCUGGGAGGCGGUCUAAGUGAACUCGAUCAUUUACUGCAGGAGCUCAAUGCCACACAGUUCAACAUAACAGAUGAGAUUUUGGCCCAGUUCCCCACUACCAAAAAAGAUGACAAGUCUUCAAAGUCUGGGCCGUCCUCUCCUGGCUCUGUGAAACCUUCAGCUACAUCUGCCACUCUAGAGCUGGACAAACUAAUGGCGUCUCUGUCAGACUUCCGAGUCCAAAGCACACCAGCAGCUCCUGUUAGUCCUGUGACUGCUUCACCACAGCAGACUGUAGCUCCGCCCCCUGCCUCUUCUGGAGGCUCAUUGGACAGCAUGUUGGGUCUUCUCCAAUCAGAUCUGAGCAGGCAAGGAGUGCCCACCUCCUCUAAGGGGAACUGUUCUGCUUGUCAGAAACCAGUUGUAGGACAGGUCGUGACGGCUCUUGGGCGGGUUUGGCAUCCAGAGCAUUUUGUUUGCUCUGAGUGUGAGUGUGAGCUCGGCAAUCGUAAUUUCUUUGAGAAAGACGGUCGACCAUACUGCGAACCAGAUUAUUUCACCCUGUACUCACCUCACUGCGCGCAAUGCAACAAGCCCAUACUCAACAAAAUGGUCACUGCGCUGGAUAAGAACUGGCAUCCAGAAUGCUUCAGCUGUGUGAAAUGCAGUCGGACAUUUGGAGAUGAAGGUUUUCAUGAUCGUGAGGGGCAGCAGUACUGUCAGCAGUGUUUCCUUUCUCUCUUUGCCUCUCGUUGUCAGGGCUGCUCUCAGCCCAUCAUGGAGAACUACAUCUCAGCUCUGAGUGCUCUGUGGCAUCCACAAUGCUUUGUGUGCAGGGAAUGCUAUUGUCCAUUCGUAAAUGGCAGUUUCUUUGAGUAUGAGGGGCAGCCCUUGUGUGAAGCCCACUACCACCAGUCCAGAGGCAGCGUAUGCCAGGCUUGCCAGCAGCCCAUCCUGGGGCGCUGCGUCACUGCCAUGGGCGCCAAGUUUCACCCGCACCAUCUGGUGUGCCACUUUUGCCUGAAACCCCUCAGCAAGGGAUGCUUCAAAGAGCAGGAGAGCAAACCAUACUGCCACCCCUGUUUCAUCAAACUCUUCGGCUGAGAACAAUGACAUGAGAUGAUGAGAAUGAUGAUGAAGAUUGCUCAAUGGUCAUAUAGCUUUAUUAAAACGUUUGUAAGAGGAAGCAAGCGCAAAGAUCAGCUGUUCUACCAAAUGUUAUUUCAUUGCAUACAUCUUUAAUGGAGAAUGAAUAUAGAAAGAUAAGGGAAUGUCAACAAAUCCUAAAGAAAUCCAUUUGGAAUCAUAAUGUGCAACUAAUUUUGAAGGAUCUUAAUGGGAAAUUUCAUAUAGGAUUCCAACAUAACACAAAACAAGCUAGAUCUUUUAAAGCAGUGGGUCUCAACUGGUUUUGCUUCAGGACCCUGAUUUUACAUUGGACAUCAAGUGGCGACCCAACACAGUAAAAUUGAAAUUGUUCAACGUACAAAAGUCGAUAAACAAUGAAAAUUAUUCAUAUUAGUAUAAAAUGCAUAGACCCAGUAUCAUUGAAAUUGUAAUGCCCUCGACAGCCAAUAAUUCACGGCACAAAACCAUGUUCAUCCCUAUUGCGAGUGAACCCGUAUUUAAUGCAUUUUUCGUCGUCCUUAUGUAUUUGAGGAUGAGUGUAUAUCACAAAACCUGUUCAUGUUGGCCAGUUUGUUGACCUACUACCAAGUGACAUAUUUGCAUAUUGCACCAGUAUACCACAGUUUGAUCGGACACACAGCCUUUACAGACUGAUCUCCUCAAAAUAAUGUGGCUGUGGCGAUAUUUUUGUAAAAUUACAUUACAUGAUAUCACGGCAGAUCCAAUGUGAAAUGGCCUCUGUGUGGUGCUAAAAGCGAAUGAAAUGUUCCCCCAAAAAGAUGAUGAGGUUUGUAAGAAUAAUGCUCUUUCUAGUUUUAAAUCAACAAAACCGACCUCCCUUCCCUACACCGUAAACCGAACCAACAGAGUCAGAAAAAGCAAAUGUGAGAUGAAAAACGCAAUUGCUGAAGCAUUCACAUCAUUUUGUAGUGCUUUUAUGACACUUUCGGCUCAACUCAUCGACUCGUGUGCUCUUCUGGACUCGUCCUGGUCUUUUGCAUUUGUAUAUCAGUUGAGAU